GUCAUUCAGCUUCGGUCGCAGGUCGCGCGCAGUUGCACGAGGCUCCGCAUAGAGCUGCACGCGCGGAUGUGGAGUAAACACCGCGGACUCUGCUGAACCGGGGAUCAUUCGCGUUGAGUUUGUACCGCACCAGCAGCACUUCCACACAGAGGAUAUAUCUCACCGGAGCCGCACACUGACACCGGAUGAUGAGCUGAACUGAGCUACGGGUCCUGCUUCCAAAAAAACAAACAAACCCAAAACAAACCCAGAGUGCACUUAAAGACUCGUUCGACCCUUUGCUCCAGGGAACUCCAUCGGGUUAAUGAGUGAUCAGAGAAAGUAACAGGAAACUGCGGCUUGCAAAUUAAUCUUGUCUUGGUUUUGCUUCAGGCUGCAAUGUUUGUACAGUGACCUUGCUAUGGAUUUUAGCAACGAGGUCGAUCUUACCAACAACAACAACAACAGCAGCAGCAGCAGCAACAACAUCAUCGCUCCUCUGUGGAAGAAGCGUGCCACGGACCAGGUCUCGAACGGCAACCUGAAGCCCAAACCAAGACCUUUGAGUUAUCAGAUUGACGGUGUCCUUAUGACCGAUUUCCCCGUGGAGGACAAGUGCUCUUUCACCCUCUCGCAGCCUGCAGAGACAAUCUCUACUCCACAAGGAACCAUGGUGAUCAAACAUGUUUUGAACAAACCUGCCCAUAAGACUCGUGUUGUUAGGAGCAUUAGUAUCGGGCAUCUAUCCAGUGGACGCUUUUCUCUGGCUAGAUUCAGAUCAGAGAAUAACAAUGACUCUGUGGACAGUAACCAGGUGCCUAAAACCACCCUAUCUACAAAUACUGCAAAUGGCUUGAGCAAAAAGGAGACCAAAAGAGCUCACGAUCCUCUGAAACGCCUGUCCAUGCCAUUUACCCUCACCUCCCAGAGGGACCAGAUUGUUUUUGGGGACUCGUCCCCAAUAUCAGAUAGGCGAACCCCACAGCAAUCUAGCUCUCCCUCUCAGAAUUCCCCUCAGCAGCUCUCUUCUCCAGUUGCUCUUCAAACUUCAUCUCAAAGCUUGAGGUCCAGCACUCCCUCCAUCUCUUCUUGCUCUUCUUCCUCCUCCUCCAUUCCCAGCACACCAUCCGAGCCCUUUACCCCUCAGUCUCUGUCUCCAGCUGAAGGCAGCACAGUAACUCCAGUUUCACGCCAAUCCUCAAACUCCUCCCAAGGGUCAGAAGUCAAGUCACCCCUACCCAGCAUGGUCCUCAGUACGCACAGCCCCGCCGCGUUAAAGACGGGCACCAAGCAGCUCAUUCCUCACAACCUGGCAUCGGAAAAUCGACCAGGCAAAAGCGACCAAUCUGGGGGGCUGAUGGACCCUUCCAAACGUUCCCUCCGUGCCCGCAGCAUGGUGGAGAGUGGCUCCUACUUCUCCAGCAGUAAGGACGUUGAAGUGCCGGAUGGUGAGGAUGCACCAGGGCUGUUCAGGAGAGGCCUGAGGUCCACGUCGUACCGCCGGGCUGUGGUCAGUGGUGUAGAGCUGGACAUUCCUUCUAACCUCCUAAAAGGAGUCACAGACAUGAUCGAUGGAUCCAGGAGUCUACGACCCACCAAAAGCAAGAAUGGAGAGAAGAAGAAGAAAAAGAAGAAGAUGCUACAGACCCAGAGGACCUUUGACAGUGAAGAAGACGAGGUUCUGUAUCAGAACUACCAGGAGAAGGCACUGCACAAUGACUCGGAUGAGGAUGCUGAGCGUAGAGAGCCCAAAGCGGACGAGCGCAUCGUGGUGCAGUACAAACCCAUCCGGACGUCCUGGACUCAGCUCAGUGUGGUUAGGAAAAGUGGAGCGUGUGACCGGCUGAGCCAAGAGGAACGCAAGAGACAAGAGGCCAUAUUCGAGGUGAUCUCGUCCGAGCACAGCUACCUGCACAGUCUCAUGAUCCUCGCCCGCCUGUUCAAGGACUCGCCAGAGCUCAGCGACACCAUGACCAAGACGGACCACCACCACCUCUUCUCCAACAUCGUGGAUGUGUGUGAGGCCAGUAAAAAGUUUUUUAAGGAACUGGAGGACAGACACCAGCAGAACAUCGUGAUCGAUGACAUCAGCGAUAUUGUGAUCAGGCACGCCCAGGCAAACUUCGAACCUUACGUGACAUACUGCUCCAAUGAAGUGUACCAGCAGAGAACAUUCCAGAGAUUAGCAAACAAGAGCCCGACCUUUAAGGAGGUUCUGUCCAGGAUCGAAGCGCACCCGGAUUGCCGAAACCUUCCCAUGAUCUCGUUCCUGAUUCUGCCCAUGCAGAGAGUCACCAGGCUUCCUUUGCUCAUGGAUACUAUUUGUCAGAAAACACCUAAAGACUCUCCUCAGUACGAAGCGUGCAAGAAAGCUCUUCAGUCGGUCAGCAAGCUUGUACGGAAGUGUAAUGAAGGUGCUCGUACGAUGGAAAGGACUGAGAUGAUGUACACCAUCAACUCUCAGCUGGAGUUUAAGAUUAAGCCGUUCCCGUUGGUGUCUUCCUCCCGCUGGAUGGUGAAGCGUGGUGAGCUCACGGCCUACGUGGAAGAGAGCGGGAUCUUCUCCAGGAAGACGACACGACAUCAGGUCUACUUCUUCCUCUUCAACGACGUCCUCAUCGUCACCCGCAAGAAGAGUGAAGAGAGUUAUGCGGUGAUAGACUACGCUCUGAGGGAUCAGAUCUGGGUGGGGCCGUGCCAGCCGGAGGACCUGAACCUCUCGCCGACGCGCACCACCGCGGGCAUGCUGACAUCACGGCAGGUCGGAGCCAAUCACCUGUUCCGCCUGAAAUUCCGCAGCAACCACUCAGGAGACAAAGUGCCUAUGAUCCUGGGGGCGGAGCUUCUUAAUGAGCGUGCACGCUGGAUCAGCGCACUGGGACACACCAACAAUGAGAAGAGGAACGCGGACAGAACAAAUUCCACGCAGGUGGAGGUGGUCCGUACGUACACGGCUCGGCAGCCUGAUGAACUCUCGCUGCAGGUGGCAGACGUCGUAAUCGUCUCACAGACAGUGGAUGAUGGUUGGUACGAGGGCGAACGAUUGCGGGACGGAGAGAGAGGCUGGUUCCUCGCCGAGUGCGCUCAGCCAAUCACGUGCCAGGCCACCAUCGAGAAGAACAUGCAGAGGAUGGACCGCCUCCAGGGCCUGGAGACCAACGUGUGAGCGGGAUUCUCUGCAGUUCCUCCCUAAACACACACACACACUUCGAGAGAGAACGCUGGCCUGAGGAGCAGUACGAGAUGAUGUUAUCGAUGACCGGGACUCUUCCUACGAGCGAGUAGAAACUUCUAAUAACAUCUCGACAGGACCGGAGACUGGUUCUUGGAAGAACAUGUGGAGGAACGUUUAAGGGUUCUUUAAGCGCAGUCUAGCACAGGGGCGUCAAACAUACAGCCCGAGAUCUGUCCUGAUCGCGCUUCUGAUCUGCUGCACUGAAUCGAUGUAGUCGAAAUGUAGAAAGGAAAAAAAAAAAAAAAAGUUCACGUUUUAUUCCACUAGGGGGCAAAAGAGAGCAACAAACUCUGACAAAACGUCCUAAUGAUUCUUUAUUCACAAGCUAAACUAAUUUUGGGGCAAUGAAAUACUUCUUCUUAUUAUUAUUUUCUUUAUUAUUUGUAAAUAGUUUAGCAAACCAUAUUUAUUUUCACUCCACUUCAAUAUGGCGUCUAAUCCUAAUGAAGUCUAAAUCAGUUCCGCGUUGCAACAAUACAAAAUGUGGAAAAGUUCAAUGGGGGUGAAUACUUAUGCACGGCACUGACAUUCAGAAGGAACGGUUGUUGGGUGGUCACUUUUUUUUUUUUUUUUUUUUUUAAUCUGUCCCCCUUCCCUGAAAUGAGUUUGACGCCUCUGAGCUAGCACACGAUCUCAGAGCAGCUAAAGGUCCAAGAACUGUAGAGCGAGCAGAAGAUUCCAGAUGUUCCUCACCCAGAAACCCUGCACUCAUGACUCAAACAUCAUGCUCGGUGCUUCUGCAGGACAAACGACAACUUUACCUUCACCGAUCUGUGUGUGUGUGUGUGUGAGAUUUUUUUUAUAUAAAGCAAGUUGUAAAUAAAUAAAGAGAAAAAUUAAGGGCUCAGGGAAGAUUAGUCUUUUUAAAAUAUAAAUAUAUAUAAAAUACACUCGACAUAUGAAAGGCUCGAGCGGUGUACUUAACCAACGGCAAUUUGCAUAAAUCGUGUAGAAAUCGCUUACAUAACGGCUUUUAUCUUCCUAAGGAUCAAACGCUGCACUUCAGCUCUGUCUUUAUAAAACUGGGAAAUAUGCACACUUUCAUGUGUGUGUUGUUUUGUUGUUUUUUUUAAAAAAAAGGUGACGCUGGAUCAGAUGAAUUUGUCACAAGAUACGGGGGGGACCCAUUAAUACGAAUGUAAAAUGAAGGAAUGCUUACGGUCUGAAACGAGACGCUCGUCCUUGCCGGGUCGAGCCGGGGCUCAGAGAGAGGACAGGCGUGUGUGGUAUGAAUGAUGUAAAUGUAAAUACUGUAACGAGUCUACACAACGUAUAUCCCAUAAAGCUUUGUGUUUGUUUCA
Ictalurus punctatus (channel catfish) is the source of this 4515-nucleotide messenger RNA. RefSeq names its product rho guanine nucleotide exchange factor 26. Bases 401 to 3145 code for a protein of 914 amino acids. The record is from RefSeq and is a predicted model, not a curated record. Gene Ontology annotation, molecular function: protein binding; guanyl-nucleotide exchange factor activity. The transcript is spliced from 15 exons. Gene Ontology annotation, biological process: activation of GTPase activity. Lineage: Eukaryota; Metazoa; Chordata; Actinopteri; Siluriformes; Ictaluridae.